CAUACCUUAUCACGUGACCAGCCACCGGUGACGCCUGUGUCUUGUACUUGGAAUAUUACAUCACUUUACGAGAUUAAUUUUCUUCGAUUUGUCCGGAUUUUAUAAUUGUUCACUUAUUUAUUGUUUUGCUGUAAGCAUCACCUGUCUUACUUUUAAUAACACUCAUAUUAAACUCUAAAAUCGAAAAUGACUCCACCAUCUUUCAGCGACCUCGGCAAGGAUGCCCGAAAUGUAUUCAAUAAUGGUUACGUUUUUGAUGUACUCAAAUUAGAUUUAAAAACUAACCAAAAUGUUGAAAUCAAAGCCGGAGGUACACAACACUUGGCAUCUGGUGCUGUAAAUGCUAAUUUAGAAACCAAAUAUGUGAUCAACAAAAAUAAGUAUCUUCUCACUUUUGUUGAAAAAUGGAAUACAAAUGAUGUGAUGACAACUGAAGCAUCAAUUAGCGGAUUAUUACCCGGAGUUAAACUAGUAGCUGAUGGCACGUUUGAUCGCAAAAAACAAUCCAAAGCAGUUAAAGUGAAAUCAGAGUUUAAAAAUGAUUAUGUUUCAGUUAACUUAGACACUGAAUUCCGUGGAUUAAAACCUUUAAUUAAUGCAUCAGGGGUUGCUGCCUACAAUGGUUGGUUGGCUGGUUAUAAUGUAAAAUAUAAUACUAAUGAUAAUGAACUGCAAUCUAAUAAUCUGGCUCUCAGCUAUAUUGCCAAAAAAUUUGUCUUUACUACAACUGUAAAUGAUUGCAAAGUUUUUGGUGGCUCAAUAUUCCAAAAAUUAUGUGACAAGACAGAUUUAGGUUUGCAAGUAUCAUGGUCUUCUGAGAGUAAUGACUCAUCUCUUGCAAUAGGAACUCAAUAUCAACUGAAUAGUGAUGUUAAAUUACGUGCUAAGAUUAACAAUAAAAGUCAAUUGUGUUUGGGGAGUGGAAUUAAAGUGAAAGAAGGUGUUACAUUAACAUUAGCAAGUAUGUUCGAGUGUCGUACAUUCAACCAAGGUGGUCACAAAUUUGGAAUCGGAUUAGAACUUGCAUUAUAAAGAACUAAAUAUUUGUUCAACUUGUAGACAAAAUUAAUUGUCAGUAAAAUUAGGAAUUCAAUUUAAUCAUAAGAAUAUUUUUUAUUAUAAAAUAGAAAAAAUCAGUGUAUUUAUUUAUAUUAGGACAUGGUUAUAUUUAAAAAAAAUUAAAAUUUUUCUGUUAAAUUAAAAAGCCAUUUGAUCA
Molecule: messenger RNA, 1216 nt
Organism: Daktulosphaira vitifoliae (grape phylloxera)
Lineage: Eukaryota; Metazoa; Arthropoda; Insecta; Hemiptera; Phylloxeridae
Product: voltage-dependent anion-selective channel-like
Exons: 7
Coding region: 187-1032 (281 amino acids)
Biological process (GO): monoatomic anion transmembrane transport
Cellular component (GO): mitochondrial outer membrane
Molecular function (GO): voltage-gated monoatomic anion channel activity
Source: RefSeq, a predicted model, not a curated record